AAAAUAGAGGGCACAAACGUCAACUUCUUCUGAUAUGUCAAAGUCUCGCGAUAACAUACCUGAGCGGGUUUGCUGGCAGUGACACCUGAGGCUCGGGACAGGAGUAGGAGACCGGGGACAAGAGGCGACUCGAGGAUGUCUUUGAAUGAAGAGGGUUAUGUGGUUCGGAUCAGAGGACUGCCCUGGUCCUGCACGCAGGAGGAGGUUGCCAGUUUUUUCUCUGACUGUGACAUCGUUGGGAAAGUAAACGGAGUGUGCUUCACCUACUCUAAAGAAGGCCGUCCCAGUGGAGAGGCAUUUAUUGAGCUGAAAACAGCCGAGGAUUUCAAGAAUGCCCUUGCCAAGGACCGAAAAUACAUGGGCCACCGAUACAUAGAGGUGUUCAAGUCAAACCGUAGUGAGAUGGACUGGGUGCUGAAACGUAGCGGUCCUGCUGACUAUGACAGCUGUAGUGGCUGCAUGCUGAGACUUAGAGGCCUUCCCUUUGGCUGCAGCAAGGAGGAGAUUGUCCAGUUCUUCUCAGGGUUGAGAAUCGUGCCAAAUGGGAUUACUCUGCCAGUGGACUACCAGGGGAGGAGCACAGGGGAAGCCUUCGUGCAGUUUGCUUCAAAGGAGAUAGCAGAAAAGGCUCUGGGGAAACACAAGGAAAGAAUAGGGCACAGGUAUAUAGAGAUUUUUAAGAGCAGUCGUAAUGAGAUCAGAGCCUACUAUGAGUUGCCUCGGCGGGGAAUGGGAGGCCAGAGACCAGGGCCCUAUGAUAGACCCGUGAUGGGGGGCCCAAGAGGAGGGUUCUUUGCGCCUGGGCCUGGCCGCACUGGGGCUCUGAUGGACACCAUGAGGAGUGGAGGGGGCUACGGUGGAGGUUACGGUGGCUUCGACAGCUACAAUGGUUUCAACAACUACUGUUUUGGCAACGGCAUGUUUGAUGAGCGAGUGAGAGGAGAGAGGGGAGGAAGAGGGAUGGGUGGCCACGGUUACAGUGGUCAAGGUGAUGGUUGUUCAGGCUUCCACAGCGGCCAUUUUGUCCAUAUGAGGGGUUUACCUUUCCGUGCCACAGAGGGAGACAUUGCUAAAUUCUUCUCUCCCUUGAAUCCUCUGAGGGUCCACAUUGAUGUGGCUAUUAACGGCAAGUCGACUGGAGAAGCAGAUGUGGAGUUUCGCACCCAUGAAGACGCUGUGGCAGCCAUGUCCAAAGACAAGAACCACAUGCAGCAUCGCUAUAUUGAGCUGUUCCUUAACUCGACUGCCAGUGGAGCAGCUGAAAUGAGUCGUGGCGGCGGCGGUUACUACAGUAACUCAGGAGGAGGCGGAGGCUCACGGAGCAGCGGGCUACGGGGUGCAUACUGAGGACGUCAUCCCACUCUUCCAAUCCAUCCUGACGUUUGUCUCGCGACUCUAUAGGCCACAUUUACUCAGUUAAUGUUUCUGAGCAGGAGAGCUGAUCUGAAUCCUCUCAUUGGUUGUGAAAGAACCGUUCUUUAUAUUGAGUCUGUUCAGAUACUAGAACAGACCAGAUAUGACCUGAACAAGCACUAUGAUCACACCAUUCCUUAAAAGCAUAUGAAGAACAAAACAACCUGUUAUUGCCAAAAUGCUGUUUGUUGGUGCUGAACAUGGUUGAUAGGUCAUUUUGGAGAUUUCUUGUAAUAUAGUUAUGGAUGGUUCACAUUUUCUUUGGAGCCCUGAUUAGAAUCAAACACCUGUUCUUUUAGCAGAGUUUUAAAUUGCAUUGGGAUACACUUUAUUUGGUCAUUUGUCACAUGUCACAGUUGGUAGUUGGUGUGGAUGCAGCAUUGAAACAGAAUUUUAGGAGGCACAGAUUAAAAACUGGGAUUUGAUACGCAACAAAAGAAUCAUACAGAUUGGCACUGCGCUGAUGGAGCAUGGUCACUUUGAAUUACUUAGUUAUAACUGCUUUAACGCAACAUCUGAACAUAACCAGCAGCUCUCUUGAUAAGAAAUUCAUAUUUUUAUAUUAAUGGUUUUUACAAUCUUUGUUUAUCCAAGUUUAAACAUUACUUCAGCGGAAUAUUUGACCAUCUUGUAAGACGCAAAUUCUCACUGGAUUUCACAUUCGCUUUCCUGCUUUGAAAAAAUGUGCUAAAUGUGAGCCAGUGUGUUUUUUAUGAAUGUUUUCACAGUUCAUUACAGAAGUUUAAAACUAAGUUGAAUAUUAUAUUCCACUCUCAAAGAGUGGAAGUAAAAAUAAAGCCUCUAUAUUUGAGCUGUAAGAUAGCUUAUGCAGCUGUUGUACAUUUUGCCUAAUAAAUUUUAUAUUUAAUUCUC
This is a messenger RNA of Acanthopagrus latus (yellowfin seabream), 2286 nucleotides long. It is a transcript of the gene hnrnph3, whose product is annotated as heterogeneous nuclear ribonucleoprotein H3 (2H9). Gene Ontology annotation, molecular function: RNA binding. The transcript is spliced from 11 exons. Gene Ontology annotation, cellular component: ribonucleoprotein complex; nucleoplasm. Bases 136 to 1347 code for a protein of 403 amino acids. The record is from RefSeq and is a predicted model, not a curated record. Lineage: Eukaryota; Metazoa; Chordata; Actinopteri; Spariformes; Sparidae. Gene Ontology annotation, biological process: regulation of RNA splicing.